CAUGGCCGACGCUGCCCGGCAACUGUUGGUCGCACUGCGCGAGGAAGAUCCGCGGGCUGUGGAGGAGCUGCUGCACCUCGGGGCGGACCCCAGCCUGGUGCUGGAGGAUGGCGUGGCGGCGGUGCACCUGGCGGCCCGAGCUCGCCAUCCGCGCGCCCUGCAUUGCCUCCGGAUCCUGCUGCGCCGGGGCGCCGACCCCAAUGCUCGGUCCACUGAGGCGCUGACACCCGUGCACGUGGCCGCCGUGUGGGGCUGUCGUGGCGCCCUGGAGCUGCUGCUGAGCCGAGGGGGCGACCCGACGCUGCGAGACCAGGACGGGCUCCAGCCACUGGACUGGGCUCUGCAGCAGGGACACCGUGACUGCGCACGCCUGCUGCGGGAGCUGGACACGCCCACCCGGACACGGAAGGAGAUCCUGGAGUCAGCUGUUGAGCAGAGCCCAGGGGGUGCAAGGAACCUGUCACUGCGCUGCCUCACUUCUGGGGAGAAGUUACCUGUAGCUCUGGCUGGCCUUGAAUCCACCAUGGGUCGAGGACGUGUCUUUGUGAGGUCUCCUGACAUCUUUAUACCUCCGUGUUUGUCACCGGACUCAGAGCAGCUCAUGCGCAGAGCUGAGCUGGCAGCUGCUCGUGAGGUGGCGGUGGAGCCCGGGAGUCCCGAGGCCACUGGGAGUGAGGACUGCAGCAGUGACGCCUCCUUUGUCACUGCAUCGGAGGACUCUCUGCAGUCCCAGCGACCUGCGGGGACACUGGGGUCGACAGCCAGCCUGUGGCCAUCUGGUGGAGCUGAGACAGCUGGGGAUGGGGUACUGAGCUGCCAGCUGCAGGCCCUGACGUUGACCACAGGGGCCACCAAUGUCCCAUCCCUGCCCAGUGACGGGGACUCGGGGGCCUUGCAUCCACACGGCUUGGUGUCUCCCAUGUCCGACCUGCAGCUGCUCCAGGCCUUGCGGGCGCUGGGCCACAGUCCUGGCCCGGUCACCCCUUUCACCCGUGGAUACUACUUGCGGCGGCUGCAGGAAGCCCAGGCUAGCCCGGGGCACAGCCCAGAAUUGGCGGAAGUGCUGAGAACAGGCUGCAUUCCCGACUGCAAGGCGGAUGAGGCCGCCCUGGCUCAGUACUUUCAACGGCUCGAUCCCACGAAGAGGUGGCGGGGAGGCGUUACCAAGUCCAGCUUUACAUAUCUUCUUCUUGACCCCAGGCAGACGCAGGGACUGCCUGCCAGAGCCUCCUCCCUCACACUGGUUGAGUGUCUGCAAUGUUUUGUGGGAGCCAUCUUCUACGUGGGCAAGGGGACCCGUGCCCGGCCGGAUGCUCACCUCUGGGAAGCCCUCGGCUACCGUGAACGCCCAGGGGAAAAGGCCUGUCCCAAGGUACGCCGGAUCUUAGACAUCUGGGCCAGCGGCCGCGGUGUCCUUUCCCUACACUGCUUCCAGCACACAACCGCCAUGGAGGCGUACACACGGGAGGCCUGCCUGUUGGAGGCCCUAGGUAUCCAGACACUGACCAACCAGAAACAGGGCCACUACUAUGGAGAGGCUGCCCACUGGCCACCCACAAAGCGGCAGCGCUUGGGGGUGUAUCUGCUGCACCGUGCUCUGCUAGUUUUCCUGGCUGAGGGGGAACGAGAGCUGAGGCCACAGGACAUCCAGGCCCGAGGCUGAGUGCUCAGGGCAUGAUCGUGGAGCAUGAGCCAUGGGGUCCCCAGCUGUGUCCUCAGCUCUGGCUUCAGAGGCUUGGUGUGUGUGUGUGUGCAAGUGUGUAGGUGUGUGCUGAAGUGUGUGAGUCAUGCUGCAGCUAGGUGCUCCUGGAUAGGUAGUGAGCUCCCAUUGUGUGUGCGGAGUAAACCAGCCGAGGGGCAGAGGGGCCUCUAGAACAUUCUGCUUUCAAGCCAGACGUGUUAGUGGUGGCCUACCACCACAACCUCAUGAGGAUGGGGCAAGAGGGUUGCUAGAUGGAAACCAGCCUGGAGACUAGAAACUGGCAUACAUUUGUAUUUGGUUGGAGGCCUCUGAGUGUGUUUAGUGGGGAUAGUCCUUCCCCUCUGGGUGUCCACACUCUAGGGCCCAAAUAUGCUCUUGGGGGCACAUCUAGGGUCAAGCAAGGCUGCAGAGCUCAGACUGCCUGGGAGUGGAGUGUGUGCGUGUGUGUGUGUGCCUAUAGUGUUCCUAGGAAUGCCCUACCCCUCUGCAGUCCUGUGCUGUGUCUAGCCCCUUGCCCUCUAAGCAUCCAGGCAGCCUGAGGUUGUGGCCUGCCUCUCCGGUCCUCACCCUUCUCCAUCACCAAGUGGCUGCCUUCCUGCAAGAGCUUCAGGAACACCCCCAGCAGGAUCUGCAGGCACACGGGGAAGUCCCUCCUGCUGUCUACCCUUCAGCCCCUCCCAGAUGGAUCUCCAGGAUGGCCUGCCACCCUGCUGGAACCUCACCAGAAGGUUGCCUACCUAUCUUGGGUCAUACCAGCUGGAAGCGCCACUGAGGAAGAACAGUCCUCCAGAUCGCCCAGCUGACAGCCCUGCCCAGGCAGAGACCACGCCCACCAUAAGUCACACCCACUUAAAGCAAGCCACAGCAAGGAUUGUAGCCUAGGAACCAUACUCACCUGGAAGCUGUGGAACUGUGGCCGCCUCCUUUACUUGGACAUAGUUUGAGACAUUUGAGGGCCAUGCCUUCCGGGUGCCAUACCCCCAGGCUCUCCAUGCAGCUGGCUGCUGCUUCGAAAUGGCGGCCUUCUGUUUCACUCAGAUGCUAGCUGAGUGAUGGGGGAGAGUCUUCUGUUUUGUGUUAAUUUCAUUGGUUAAAUAAAGAGACUGCCUUGGCCCUUUAAUAGGAAAUAAAAUUAGGUAGGCGGAGUAAACAGAACAGAAUGCUGG
Molecule: messenger RNA, 2868 nt
Organism: Microtus oregoni (creeping vole)
Lineage: Eukaryota; Metazoa; Chordata; Mammalia; Rodentia; Cricetidae
Gene: Ankle1
Product: ankyrin repeat and LEM domain containing 1
Exons: 10
Coding region: 2-1663 (553 amino acids)
Molecular function (GO): endonuclease activity; protein binding
Source: RefSeq, a predicted model, not a curated record